ACUGGUCAUCGCAAUCGCCAUCAGGUCAUCUGGUGAGAAUAUCUGUGGCUGGGGGCAGCUAUAUCGAGUUUUGUAGCAUAUGAGCGAUAGGGACACCACUAGUGAGGACGAUCGGAUCUUACGAUCGGCUAGACGCCCGAUUGCCCAUUUGGCAUUAGAACCAGAGGGCGACAGAUAUUUGUUCCGCCAGCUUAGGGAGAGGCAGAAGCAGCAGAGGAGAGCUAGAGCAGCUGAGGCUAGCAGGGUGCUAGUAAGCGAAGCCGCAACUUCGGAAGCCAUGGCCACUUCUGCACAGCAGACUUCUCAGGCUAGUAGUUCAGGAUCUGUAGGGUCAACGGUCGUGCAGACCCAGAGUCAGUCGGCUGGAGUUAUGGCAAGCCAGCCAUUGGUGUUGUCACCCGAGGAGAUCGCCAUACAACAUGCUGCCCUGCAAGAGGCACAACUACAGAAGGCUUUACGAGAGAUUAAGGCAGAAAAAGAAAGAAUGAUUAGAAGAAGAGCCAGGUUGCAGCGGCGACAAGCGGACACUAGUGAGUUAGAGGAGAUGGACCCACCAGAGCUGGAUGAUCUACCUGCUGUCUCGCAGCCUGUACAGCCGCAGGGUACACAGCCCCUGCAGUCAGUGCAGCAGCCUGUAUCACAGGGUCCACAGCCCGGAGUGAUGCAGGGACCGGGACAAAGUCAGUGGGUGCCGAAGACGGCCAUCGCCGCUCCGAAACCCUGUACAAGGGAUAAGAGGGGCGAAGACCUCGACACUUGGUUGAGGGCAGUGUCGGUCUAUGUCAAGUGCAAACUUACCUUGCCGCACGAGGAAGUGCUUGUGGCUGCAUCCUACCUAGAGGGUAGUGCAACAAGAUGGUUGAGUGGUUUAGUGCAGUUGCAGGAAUACGGUCAUGACUUCCACGCUUGGGCAGCCCACCAGAAACUGGAGGACUUUCUCAAGAUGUUGGAAGAUAGGUGGCACGAUCCUCAGGAGGCCCAAAAGCCCACUGACGCGAUCUUGACACUGUACAUGAGGCAGUUCAAGUCAGUAAGAGAGGCCACUGACGUUGUAGAGCGUCUGAUCUGUGUCCCUGGGGUGCGCUAUGACCCCCAGGUCUUACUCACCUCCUACCUGAGAUGCUUUCCCAUGCCUCUCAGGAAUCAGUUGGCAGGUGAGGCCAACAUCAAUAUGCACAACUUUCCUUCGUUCGGUAAGAAGGCCCUAGACCUUGAGGCAAAGAUAGGGCAUGGACAUAAUCCCAUGACGGAUGGUAGGAAGAAGAAACUGCCUCCCAACUCGAAGGCGAAGGGUCGCAUAAUGUUUGUCGAUAAGGAUGGUUCAACCAUCGAGUUAGGUGACAACUUCCAGGAGGGAGUAGGUUCAGAGGCUGGCAGCGUAGAGGCUUCAGGGGGUGGAGUAGUCGCUGCCGUAGCACAGAAAGGCGAGCCGGUGAAAAUGUCGGCGGAGAUAGAGGGAGUAGUUGCUAAAUACCCUGAUCUAUUUGAAGAGCCGACAUGGGUUGUUGAGAGGGAGGUCGUCCACGCGAUAGAGAUGAUCCCAGGGUCUAGCAUUCCAAAGGGAAUGAUCUAUCGGAUGUCUCCAAGCGAGCUUGAUGAGCUUUGCCAGCAACUCAAGGAACUCAUAGAAAAGGGUUGGAUCCGGCCGAGUGUUUCUCCUUAUGGUUCUCCAGUCCUAUUUGUACCCAAGAAGAAGGAAGGAACACUUAGGAUGUGCAUUCACUAUAGGGGCCUCAAUGCCAUCACUGUCAAGAACAGAGAGCCCCUACCGCGAAUCGAUGACUUGCUAGAUAGAGUGCAAGGGUGUCGGAACUUCAGUAAGAUAGAUCUGAAGUCCGGGUACCAUCAGAUUGCAAUCCGGCCCGAGGAUCGACACAAAACCGCCUUCCAGACCAGGUACGGUCUGUACGAGUUUGUGGUGAUGCCUUUCGGCCUUUGCAAUGUUCCUGGCACCUUUCAGCACGCUAUGAAUCGGAUAUUUCAUGACUAUUUGGAUAAGUUUGUCAUCGUGUACCUCGAUGACAUACUUAUUUUUAGUAAGACUGUCGAGGAGCACGUUGCGCUCUUGGACAAAGUCCUUAGUCUUCUGCGACAGCACAAGUUCAAGAUCAACGGUGAGAAGUGCGAGUUUGGCCGCACCCGUGUCUUGUACUUGGGUCAUGAGAUUUUCGCGGAGGGACUAAAGCCCGAUGACGCGAAGGUGGCCAGCAUUCGUGACUGCCCGCGUCCUCAGUCUGUGAAUGAGAUGAGGUCUUUCUUAGGGAUGACUGGCUACUAUCGCAACUUCGUGAAGAACUAUAGCAUAGUUGGCGCCCCUUUGACUGACCUCACUCGCCUUGACACCCCAUGGGAGUGGACAGACAGAUGUGAGGCUGCUUUCAGACAGCUGAAGCAUGCGUUGACGCAUCAUGAGGUCUUGAAACUUCCUGAUCCUGACAAACCAUUUUUAGUAACUACGGAUGCUAGCCAAUAUGGCAUUGGCGCCGUACCUGCUGUGCAAAAAGUUGAGGCCGGUAGAGUACAUGUCCAAAAAGAUGCCCUCUCAGAAGUUGGCUAAGUCCACCUAUGAGAAGGAGCUCUAUGCGAUUUACAAGGCACUCACCCAUUGGAUGCACUAUCUC
Chara braunii is the source of this 2621-nucleotide messenger RNA. The record is from the annotation of a GenBank genome assembly. NCBI's taxonomy places the organism in Eukaryota, Viridiplantae, Streptophyta, Charophyceae, Charales, Characeae.